UUUCAUCAGAUCAGGAAGAAAACCAGAGCUCUGGUGAGAAACUCUCAGUGUGUCUGCCUGGACGAUUUGUCACAAGGAACAAUGCUGCCCCGAUGGGAACUGUCUUUUUACCUGUUUGCUUCACUAGGCUUCCACUUAUAUUCUUUCUAUGAAGUUUACAAAGCUUCUAGAGAACAUGAAGAGGAGCUGGAUCGACAGUUUGCCCUGGAGAUUGGCACUUUAUUUGGAGGAUUAAAGAAGGACCCGACCGACUUUGAGUGGAGCUUCUGGAUGGAAUGGGGCAAACAGCGGCUGGUGCAGUUUCUGUUUGGUCACAUGGCUGUGUCUCAGCUGGCCAACAUGCUUGCAAGGAAGCACAGACCCUGGAUCCUGGGGGCUUAUGGAAUAUGGGCCUCCUGGUGUGUGCUGGGGGCCCAUGGCACCGCCAUUAUUUUUCUCCACACCCUCAUCUCCUUCUGUGUAGCCCAGUUCCAGUCGCUGGUCCUCACAUGGCUCUGUUCUCUCCUCCUGCUCUCCACACUGAGGCUGCAAGAUGUGGAGGAAGUUAAGAGAGGCUGGUACCAGACAGAAAACGAGUACUACUUGCUGCAGUUCACGCUGACUGUGCGCUGCCUAUCCUACACCAGCUUCAGCCUGGAGUUCUGCUGGCAGGAGAUGCCCACCGGGAGCAGCUUCUACUCCUUUCCCUGGCUGGUGGCCUAUGUCUUCUAUUACCCUGUCUUCCACAAUGGGCCCAUCCUCAGCUUCCCGGAGUUCAUCGCAAAGAUGCAGCGGCAAGAGGACUGCUCGCUGAAGUCCAACCUUUCCGCCUUUGCCGUGGGGCUGGGUCGCCUGCUCUGCUAUUGGUGGCUGGCCGAGCUGAUGGUUCACCUCAUGUACAUGCACGCGAUCUACAGCAGUGCCUCCCUCCUGAGGGCUGUCUCUUGUUGGACCUUAGGAGGACUGGCGUUGGCCCACGUGCUCUUCUUCUAUCUGAAGUACUUGGUGCUCUUCGGUGUCCCAGCUCUGCUCAUGCGCCUGGAUGGACUCACGCCGCCGCCCCUCCCUCGCUGUGUGAGCACCAUGUUCAGUUUCACCGGCAUGUGGAGGUAUUUUGAUGUUGGACUGCAUGAUUUCUUAAUCAGGUAUGUGUACAUUCCAGUAGGCGGGUCCCAGCAUGGCCUGCUGGGGACACUGUUUUCCACCGCAGUGACGUUUGCGUUUGUGAGCUUCUGGCAUGGUGGCUAUGACUACCUCUGGUGCUGGGCGGCCCUCAACUGGCUGGGAGUCAGCGUGGAGAACGCAGUCCAGAGGCUUGUGCAGACCCCGUGCGUCCAGGACAGCGUGGUCCAGUUCCUCUCCCCGCAAGCCCGCCGCCGAUUCCACGCCGCCCUGGCGUCCUGUUCCACCUCCAUGCUGAUCCUGUCCAACCUAGUGUUUCUCGGGGGCAGUCAAGUGGGGAAGAUCUACUGGAACAGGAUCUUCAUACAAGGCUGGCCAUAUGCGACCCUCUCUGUCCUGGGAUUCCUCUACUGCUACUCGCACGUGGGCAUCGCCUGGGCCCAGACAUACUCGGUGGACUAAUGCCGCCCGGCCGGCACCAGCCCUUCCUGCUG
Messenger RNA from Neomonachus schauinslandi (Hawaiian monk seal), 1595 nucleotides. It is a transcript of the gene HHAT, whose product is annotated as hedgehog acyltransferase. The record is from RefSeq and is a predicted model, not a curated record. Bases 82 to 1563 code for a protein of 493 amino acids. Gene Ontology annotation, biological process: protein palmitoylation. The transcript is spliced from 12 exons. Gene Ontology annotation, cellular component: endoplasmic reticulum. Lineage: Eukaryota; Metazoa; Chordata; Mammalia; Carnivora; Phocidae. Gene Ontology annotation, molecular function: palmitoyltransferase activity.